Messenger RNA from Melopsittacus undulatus (budgerigar), 984 nucleotides. It is a transcript of the gene SLC25A5, whose product is annotated as solute carrier family 25 member 5. Gene Ontology annotation, cellular component: mitochondrial inner membrane. Lineage: Eukaryota; Metazoa; Chordata; Aves; Psittaciformes; Psittaculidae. The transcript has 4 exons. The record is from RefSeq and is a predicted model, not a curated record. Gene Ontology annotation, biological process: negative regulation of mitochondrial outer membrane permeabilization involved in apoptotic signaling pathway; mitochondrial ATP transmembrane transport; mitochondrial ADP transmembrane transport. Gene Ontology annotation, molecular function: ATP:ADP antiporter activity.
AUGGCGAGAGAUGCACAGAAGGGGGCUCAGGGGGGGACGCAGGACCCUGCAGAGCAGCCCAGGCCUCAAUCCCGUGCUGGGCAUCGACUGUUCGCGCCCCAUCAGAGGUUGCCAAGCCAGCCCUGUCCCUUGAUUGGCAACCUGGCCAAUGUGAUCAGCUUUGCCUUCAAGGAUAAGUAUAAGCAGAUCUUCCUGGGUGGUGUGGACAAGUGAACCCAGUUCUGGUGGUACUUUGCCGGUAACCUGGCGUCUGGGGGUGCUGCCGGUGCCACCUUGCUCUGCAGCAUCUACACCCUUGCCUUUGCCCAAACCCACCUGGGAGCAGGUGUGGAUAAAGCCAAGGCUGACCAGUUCAGUGGGCUUGGUGACUGCUUGCUCAGUGUCUUCCGGUCGGAUAGCCUCAAGGGCCUGUACAUGGGCUUCAGUGUCUCUCUCCAGGAUAUCAUCAUCUACAGAGCUGCCUACUUUGGCAUCUGUGACACUGUGAAGGGCAUGCUCCCAGACCCAAAGAACACCCCCAUCACUGUCAACUGGAUGAUUGCUCAGACCAUCACCACUGUUGCUGGUUUCACAUCAUGCCCUUCGAUAACUGUCCAUCGUCACACGAUGAUGCAGUCUGGCCAGAAAGGAGCUGACAUAAUGUACAUGGGCACCCUUGACUGCUGGCAGAAGACUGCCCAGGACGAGGGCUCUAAGGCGUUUUUUGAAGGUGCAUGGUCAAAUGUACUGCAAGGAAUGGGUGGUGCUUUUACCUUGGUCCUCUGUGAUGAAAUCAAGAAGUACACAUAAGUUGCUUUCUGUUGUGAACUGGCAUGUUGUUACAUGUAGUCCACGACCAUUCAUGGACUUGUUUGAGAACCAUGUAGUUACUAAACAGCGAUGGCUGAUGUUUAUACAGGCUGGCAUGGGGCAAGAGCAACUGCCUGCCCUGUCUUUAUCAAAUUGUUCUCCCUGAUGGGACUCACUGUGGUUUGUUUCACUCAC